GUGGUUUCUGGGCGCUGCUUGGUCCUCCGAAGUGGCGCACGGUUUGUUUGAUUUUAAGCAAUAAUGACAACCUUAAGUUAUUCAGAAGUUACUUUUGGAACUUAAAUACACCUUGCGACGUGCCUGCGCCAGUUUAUGAAGACAAAACUUGAGUUGGAGAAGAACCGUGAUCUGUCGGGCCGCUUCUGGAGUAUUGACUACAUUACAGAUGGUCUGCAGCUGAGCUGAAAUCAAGCCACAUUUGGCUUCCACCCUUCUUCAUUUAAAAACAUGGCAGAUAGUUUCUACAAAUUGGAAGAUGAAGCCUUCCCCAGUUUCCUCUGCAAGUCUCUGGACAGCACCAGUGGCCGCGCCACACUGGGGAAUGUGACAUUGGGUUCAGGCCCAGGACUUCCAGUGGCUGCCUCUACAGUGGCUAAAAUUAGACCUGUGUCUGACAACAGAGGAGAUCCUGUUGAGGCGUCAUAUCUGGAGGGCAGAGAGCUGCAGCAGGCCAACUCAUCCGUUCAACAGCCCAAGUUUUCCCUAAGCUUUAAAGAUGACUUGGACAAUGCGGAUGACUUCAUUGCAGCCCACCGUCUUUCAGACAUGCUGGUAAAGAUUAAUCUGGAUGAGUGCGCAUCUAGAAACCAGAGCACCAUGGUGGGGCUUCCUCCCACACAGAUGGACUCCAUCCAUGGCCGGCCCACAGAGCUCGGAACAGAGCUGUCAAUGGGCCUGUUGACAUUUGCCCAGUUUGGACAUAAAGACAGUACAGAUGCAAAGGUCCAGCUCUUACCAGCUACAGCUGACAAUGUGGAGAGUGACGGAGUGGACAGUGACCAUUUCAGUGGCAGUAACUCAAGCUUCCUGGCAAAUGAGAAGCUCAUGUCUGUGGAUAGUAUGAACAGCGACAUCACAGAUGAUGACAUUGAUUCGAACAACCUGCCUGAUGACGAGCUGGAGCUGUAUUUCAAUAAGCUGGUGCCUCCUGCCAUGCAAAGAGGCAGAGUAGAGGGCCAGGAGAUUCCUGCAACAGGACUGCAGGGUGCUGCUGAUGACGUAUCAAACCCAAGUUCUACAGAACCAGAACAUUAUAGACACUACUUCCUUGAUGAUUACGAUCAGGAGGACUUCCAGAUGCCGGAUGUACGUCUGGCGGCCACAGGUAUGGACUCCUGUCCUGCCAGUGAUGAGGACACUGAGGAUGAGCUGGAGUCUGCCAGGAGGAGCAGCAACACUACCAGAACACGGCUGCUGCCCAGCACCUCCAGACAACUGGUUGGAGAGAGUAAUCGUCCCAGUUUUAGGCCGGGCUUAGAGGGAGGCAGUUCUGAUGAUGAGGCCUCUAGUGGCCGCGGCGGUCCAUCUCUGUCUGGGAUUGAACACAGACGAUCUGCUGAGGGACAAGUCAUCAACCCUCCGGUCACAGGGGAUGGAGGAGGUGGCGAUGGGAGUAGUGGGAGUGAGGAAAGCGGAAAUGACGGUGGAGUCUCAACCAUCCCUCUCCCAACAACUAACGCCCAGACCACCUAUGAUGUCCUGCGCGGGCUGGGGAUUGUGGGUAGCAGUGCUGUUGGUGAAGAUGAGGAUGCCGAGCUGCAUAAUCUGCCAGGACAUGGGAGGAACAGUCUUUCCAGACAUACUGAGAUGGGUGACCGUGUGGGCCCUGUAGGAACAGGAGAGACUAGCUCCUCUUUGGGGGCAUCAGGGGGAACUCAGAGGCUUUCUCCCGUCAACUGGAGCAUGGUCCUGGACCGACAGGAGGCAUUGGAUGCAAUGGAAAGCACGGAGUCUGGGCCCACGAGUGACCGACUGUUGGACUCGGUCUACCUAAGGAGUGGAGCUGGACUCAGGAGACCUCAGAACUCUGCAAACCUAACUGCCUCCCACCUUCAAGGCACCCAGGGGAGCUUCCACCUCUCCCAGGUUCUGCUCCCAGAAUGCGAUGAGGAUGAUGAUGAGGAUGAAGAAGUAGAUGAGCCUGAUGGUGCCAGGCAUUCUUUGGGCUUAAGGGGUGGGCCUUGUGGUGACGUGACUGGUGCAGAGGCUUCAGGCAAUACCAGUGAGGAUGAUAACAAUCCUCUUUCCACCUCCCUGGAAGCCAAGUAUUUCUCCCAGAGCUUCCACCAAGAACAAGAAGAUUCAGAUGAUGGGUGGAACCAUUGCCCAGAAAACCUGGAGCUGGAGUUUCAACAAGGUGCCAAUGCCACUCAGAGCGUGGUCUACCAGAAUGAAGAAGGGCAGUGGGUGACAGACCUGGCAUAUUACUCCUCCUUCAAGAAAGAGGUUGAUGGGAAGAUGUCAGAGAACGUUGGCCAGUUUCAGAAUGAUGACUUUGUUCCUUUGAGUGAUGCUAUGGAAAAGAUAGUCAAGGAUCAAGAGGAAUUUGAAAAGGAGCACCAAUUCAUGCAGGAGGAGAAGAUUGAACCAGCCAGCAGCAACAGCACCUUUCAUAGUGACUCAUCUUGGAAAAUCCCCUCCAGCAACCACAUCCUGAUGAGGGCUUCCCAGGUCUCCUCACAGUUAAAAGAGGGGGACCAAAGCUACCUGCGACUGUCUUUUGGGCAGUUUAUUGGACAACGCUCUGAAGCCAUGGGCUGUCUAGGCAGCACUGAUGAUGUGGAUGGGAUUAAACGGCCGUCCUUUGGCUACAUCAUUACCUCUCCAGAGAAGAGGGAACCAUUUGCUCUAAUUCACCCCUCAGAGUUCUCAGCAAGAGACAGCCCGCCUCACAGUGACACCAUGGAAGUCAGUGAAGCAGACAAAACUCUCAACCCAGACGACCUGGACAAAACUCUUGAGGCUCCAGGUGAAAGGAUGUCACCGAAAGGUGAUACUGAUCCAGAACCAUGUAAACAGGAGGACCAUUCUGUUCGAGCUGUACUGCCUGAUCACACUGAGGGCUCUGGCUCUGAGUCAAGCUUGGGUAACCAAAGCUGCGUGUCCCCCGACAAUAACAGCAGCCAUCUGAUGCUGAGCAUCAGCACGAUUGCUUCAGCCAUUGCUGAUGCAUCCAUCAGCACUGACCCAUCGCAGCUGGCUGCCAUGAUCAUGGAGCUGUCCAAGAGGAGUAGGGCGAGGAAUCGAUCUGAGUCUGCAGGACCUGUUGGACCUGCUGUCAGCAGCACCGAGGAGCCACACUUAGCUGAACAUAUCCUCCCAGAGCCUUAUCAGAGCGUCUUGGAAACACUGCAGAGAAGCACCUGUGUUGGAGAGCUGAGUGCCUUCAACAUGGAGAAAUACCUGAAAAAAACUGAUGUGUCAGGCAGCAGUGAUGCCUCUGUUGCCCAGACUACGUUUGACCUAACCGGCUGGGCUGACAACCUCAACAGCUCUCAAAGGAGCCAUCAGGGUGGAUAUCCUGAUGAACAGGGGAGCUCAGGUCAGCGAGUGGACAGUGAUACUCAACAGAAGCUCACAAGUACCAAAGCGGAGGAGAAAGACAGAAGAGCAGAGACAACAUUAAACACUAACUCAUCUAUAGCGUGUCUUUCAAAUGCUUUAUCACCAGGUCAUAAGGUUGACUCAAAAAGAAGCUCUAUUCCUCGUCCUCGUACAUCUUCCGGCUCUGCCAGAAGGUCUGUGGCCUCAGAGCUACCUUCCACUCUCAAGCCCCCUGCAGACAAAAUGGCAGUGUUUAGUAAUGCUGCUUCUGCCACCAAGACUUGUGGUUCCUCAGGCAGGGCCCUCACAGAAGAUGGAGUCAAGCCAGGAGAACUAAACCCACAAGCAUCCAACAAUAUUAGGUCUUCCUUAGAAUCAUCACAAAAGAUGGAUAAAAGCUCUGCCUCACCUGGCUUGCCGAGAACCCCGCCAGGUUCGAGGAAAUGGCAGUCAGGCCUGCCUUCCUUUAGAGGUUCCUCUCCUCCGCUGCAGAGGGUGAGGAGUGCAGGCCAGCAGCAGCAGCAUAAUUCCCCAGAGAAGAAACUACCACCCAGGAAUAUGGCUGUUCCACUACCCAGUAGUUCUGUGGAGAAGCAUGUUGGCUUCACUCAGCCUCCACGAGACCCUGCAUCUGAACUGCCAAAUGGUUUUCCCGAGCCAUGUGUGGAGGAGACACAGUGUAACUUCAGACCGUCCACUUCUCCACUUACUCACUCCUCUCCAAGUCAGACCUCCAUUCCUAAUGCUGAUGGUAUGGUGUCACCUACGUCGUCCAGUGGACGUCUGGCAGACAAACAUUCAGUUCUUGACCUCUCUCCUCAAUCUACCUGCUCCAGCCCUAGUCUCAGCAGGCUCACAUACAUCUCAAUGAAUGAUGGGACUGUCAUACCUACACCUCAGAGACAAAAGAAUAACUGUACCAUGGCACUGAGCACCACCAUCAUCAGAUUCAGUCCAACUCCACCUGUGGAACCAGAUAACCAGUCUAACCUCGAUAUUCUUGGUCGGCCCAAAAGUCUGGACCAAGUGCAACCACAGCAUUCUAAAAGCUUGGACCCCCUACCAGCACAGCAGUGUAAAAACCUGGAGCCCUCGUGUAGCGGCUCUGCUCUGAGCUGUACUCGCAGCCAAAGUGAAUGUAACUACCACUGCCCCAGGGACAGAACUGCCGAUCUUUCAGCAGGUUGCAGGAACCACAAACACCUGUCUGAGUCCAAUGUAAGACAGCUCACUAAAGUGGACUCGGGCUAUUGCAGUAAUCUGAACAUUCAGCAAGCUACUGGCGCUGCAGCUCCUCAGAGCUCUCAGCAGUGGGGAGCUGCUAGCUCAGCGUCAUCUUCGAUGUAUGCUGGUGGUCUUGGCAUGCCUCCGUCCUACUCAUCAGAGGGACUUCACUAUGUACCCAUCCCCAGCUUCAAGCCCCAAUGUGCUGGCUUGAUUGACCUUCCCCGCCAAGGGGAAAUGCAGUCCCUCCUCGCAGGACGCUCCCUCUUCAACCCCCAGCUGGCUCAGCAGUAUUUAGGACCUGAAGCUCCAUUACAUCGUAGUGCUUAUCAUGUGGGAGCAACAGGAAAUGGUCUUUUCAGUAUGUCCUCUACAGGUAUGCCCAACGGUGAUCUCACAGUGAGGCACGUCCAUCCCACUCCAGGUCCUUUGGGGAUUUCUGGGACUGCUGGGUCCCAUCACCUCCCAAGACCCCAUCAGAGUCAGCAGGACAUGGGGGUGAUGGGAAAACCCUACGGUCAAUAUGGCACAGAGCCACUGGUGGCAGGUGGUCUUGAGGAACUGAGAGGCCAAGUGGUGGUGCCAGAUGAACUGCGGUUCCCUUACGCCUGCUGUGUAGGCAUCGCCUCACAGACCUCCCUCAGCCUCUUCAACCCCUCUGAGAGAUGGCAGCAAGUGUCAGUCACUGUCACCAGUCUGGCUAUUGAUGGAGAGAAGGUGGAUACCUUGCCGUACCAGUGGCUUAUAGUGAAGAACAAGACGAUCAUUGGCCCUAAGACUACAGAGGAGCAGAAGGUGUUGUUCAUUCCUCCACAAGCUGGUGUCUACCAGUGUGUCCUCAAUGUUUGCUCCUGGCCUGCAUCUGCUGAGACAGAGGUUGCUGCCAGGGCCAAUAUCUUUGCUAAAAGGGUGGUGCUGGUUGCCAUAGCAGAGAAUCCUGCACUAGAGGUUGAAGUAAGCAAAUCCGGCUGGCUGGAUUUUGGAGACCUUCCAGGAGGAAGUGCCAAAUCCAUUCCUCUCAAACUGCUAAACAGGACUCAUGCUACAGUGCCCAUCCGUCUGGUCAUCAGUGCAAACGCUACAGCAUGGCGAUGCUUCACCUUUUCCAAGCACCCUGUUACCAUGACAUCUGAGGCAACGCAGCAGUCUGGACACAUGACCCCAGAGUCCUCUCCCUCGGUGAUGAAUCAUGUGAUGCAUGCCAGCUACGGAGAGAAUCCACAGAGCUUCAUGGUCUGGGUUCAUUUCAAGGCCCCUCAGAAGUACUCCGUUCCUUCAGGAGAGCUUGGUCCGGCUGACGAGUACAGUGCUCGGGUGGACAUUGAAGUGGACUCUCCUGGUCCAAGUCAUGUGAUCAGGAGUAUUCCCCUUAGGGCCAGGUCUGGAACUGCAAGGGUUCAUGCUCCUAAAGACCUGCAGACUGUCAGCCUGCCAACAGAAGCUGGUUUUAAGGAACAACUCGACUAACACCACACAGCAGCUACGGCUGCUUAUUCGUGGUCAAGACCAGGACUGUUUUCAGCUUCAGAGUAUGUUCAGUCCCGAGGAGCGUCUGACCCGACAUGGGGAGCUGUCCAUUCGUCCCAGAGAGGACGUGACCGUCCACCUGCUCUUUGCUCCCACCAGGGUGGCCUGCAUGUUGGCCAAGCUGGAGAUCAAACAGUCUGGAGUGCGGCCUUCACAGCCAGGGGUCAAGUUCACUAUUCCACUGUCGGGCUACGGUGGGACCAGCAACAUAAUCCUGGAGGACCAGAGGAAACAGGCUGACGGCUAUGUGGCGACACUGACCGAUAUAGCUGUUAGUCGUGUCAGCAAAGUUUGUCUGUGCGUGAGGAACACUGGCUCCAGAGCAGCUUUCAUCAAAGCCAUAGCCUUCUCUGAUGUGCAGAAACGAUCAGUUAUGGAACCGUCUGUCAUCAGCCUCGCCCCGUCACAGUUUGUACUGAAGGAAAGGACACAAGAGGUGAUCACUGUGCUAAUGAAGUCCACCCAGAGAGAACAGAAUCUGUGUCAGUCAGCCAAUGCACUGCUGGCUACUGUCUGUCUGUUUUGUGGAGAUGAAGUCUCCAGGCAGCAGUAUAGGAGAUUGCUUCAGAGCAAACCAGAGGCUGCAACGAAGGCUCUGUCUGAGAACAGUCUGCUGAAAAACAUAGACUUUAAUGAGAAGUUCCUGGGAGAAGAAAAUAUUACAGAGACCUAUGACCUGCCCCAGCGGCCCAAUGAAGCUCACAUCUUCUAUGGAAACAUGAGUAAGAUAGUGGUGUCGUUGCUGGGAAGUACAAAGAGCACAGACUGUGAGCAGAGCGACCACACUGAGCUGCUGCUGCCCUCUGCAAGACACAGUUCAGAGGCCGACAGUGGUUUGCCAAAUGGCAACGUGUCUCUGGACGUGCUUCCAGUGAAAGGUCCCCAAGGUCCAGCACUAAGAGUAACAGAGCCCUCCUUAAAGGCGUCAGAGCCAUUACACAGGCAUUCUGAGUCCUGGACAGUCCAUCCAGAACAACUUGUCCUUGCAGCUCCCACCAUCAAUGGUACAGCCACCACCAGUCAGGCUAAGAUCCGGAACAAUACAUCCAGAGAGCUGAGCUUUGAUUUGUCCUGGCCUGCUCACUGCCUUACCAUCACCCCUCAGCAUGGAGUUAUCGAGCCUCAGUGCCACCUGCAGAUUUUGAUCAGUCCCAACCCUUCACUAGCAACUAAAUCUGCCUUGCUGCCAUGGAGUGGACAGAUAUAUGUCCAGUGUGACGGUCAGCAGAAGUUUAUUAAGGUCCAGAUUCGUCGGGACCUGGCUCUGGAUGUGUCCGCGUCCCCAGCAGACACGACCCUGUCAGCCCUGUCCCCGCAGGUUGCCACCCCGGUGCUUCCUGUGGCCAGGCUCACCACCAAGCCCUCGCUACUACCGCAGACCCCACAGACCCCACAGGCACCUCAGGCCCUGGUGGUGAUCAGCAACAAGACAAUCAUGUUCCCCACCACUGCCUCAGGGGAAACGUCAGAGGCCCAGCUGGAGGUGCAGAAUGGGGAAGUAGAAGUGAGGUGGUACCUGUCAUCAUUUGCCCCUCCUUAUGUCAAGGGGGUUGACAACACUGGAGAUGUGUACCGGGCCACUUACACUGCUUUCAGAUGCUCCAGGGUCUCAGGCACUCUGGGAGCCCAUGAGAAGAUGCAGGUGCCCAUUACUUUCCUGCCCAGGGACAGAGGGGACUAUGCCCAGUUCUGGGACUUGGAGUGCCACCCCGUGUCUGAGCCGCAGCAGAAAACCAGAAUCCGCUUCCAGCUCUGUGGCACCGGAUUAAAGUCUGGACCAGUGGAAGGACCACAGGAAGGAGACUGCUCUCUGGUGAAGACAGAGCCCACAGUCAAGACCAGGAAGAGAACUGAUGCCUCAGCAGGCAAAACCAGCCAGGAGGAGGCUGUGCGGAGGGGUGUGUAUUCUCCACAGGAUCUCUACACCUUCCCAGCCACACGGGUGGGUGAGUCCAGCACUCUGAAGGUCAACAUCCGCAACAACUCGUCCGACACGCAUGAGCUGAAAUUUGUAAACCCUAGGGAGCCCUUCCACAUCAAGCAUUCCAAAUAUUCCCUGAGAUCCCAGCACUAUCUGAAGCUUCCCGUCCAGUUCAAGCCCAGCACUGCAGGCAGACACGCUGGCUUGCUGCUCAUCCAGUCAGAAACAAGUGGAAGUCUUGUUAUUCAGCUGACCGCUGAGGCAUUGCCUUGAAUACACCAUCUAGCAUCCUACGCCACCUCCUCACGCUGGCUGGCUGGCUUUGGGUGGAUGCUCUUCUCUUUACUAUUCAUCAUGGGACAGACGAGAGUUAACAGAGAAGAAAAGGCAAGACUGCAAACUGCUAAGGAUCAAAUAAAAGGCAACCCUGGGCUUAAAUCCGUCCUCUGGUCUUAUUUGGAGACUAUAGCUGAUUAACUGGAGAUGACUGAGACUCUACUGCCAACACAGCCCUGUCUGCCUCUGGAUGUGGCACAGGUGUCCUCAGCUGGCCCAUGAAAAAUGAUUGUGCCCGUUUGUGCCCAAAGCUGAAUGAUUUGGUCUGACUGGCUCACAAUUAGUCUGGCCCACUUUGGCAUUUCAGAGAGCUAAUGAUUUUUGUCACUUGACUCUGGAUCUGGUAUUUGCUUUAUCCCUGAGUCAUGUCACAAGGCAGCAUUGUUGUUGCCAUGGCCCCUGUCAGACAGUACCAGUUGGGAUACGUUGAGGAUUACUUUGAGUCGGUCACACAGGAAUGCCAUUGUCUCUUGUUUGGUAAUAUGGCUGUGGGGAAUUUCUUUCUUUUUUUUUUCUUUUUUUUUUUUUUCUUCUGCUUUUUUUUUUUUUUUUUUGUAAAAAUGUAAAAAUCACAAAAUGGUCCUGGACAUAGUUUUUCUUUUUUCUUUUUUUAAGAUCAAGACCACAAGAUUUAAGAAUUGUUUUUUUUUUUUGUUUUGUUUUGGUUUUUUUUUUUAAAUCACAAAUUCAGAUUCUCAAAUCAAGGUCUGUCCACAUUUCAUAAAAUGUUCCUAAUCUUCUGUACUGGUGUGGUUUCUAUGGAAAUGGCUCCUCAUCAUGCAGAGCCCAGCUGCACAGUGGCCUUUGUCAGCACCAUGUGUUGACUUCCCAGCAACCUCCAAGACUCGUUCCAAACAGUCCAGAUGUACUUAAUUUAGUCAUGAUCAGGGCAGCUCACAGCAACAUUAGGAUGGUUAAUGAUUGUUAUUACAUGCUAAAAGAGUUUACUCUGGUGGGGUUUUCGUUCGGCAGCUUGCCAGGCCUGCUCAGUAUGGUUACCAUGGCAAAACAGUGUUAAUCACUGUUCCAGUCACAGAAAAUUAGCUCCCCAUUUCCUCUUUUGGCUCUGGGGCAAAUGGCCAAAAUUGCUUGGGGGUAUUGGAUUCACAUCCAUAAUGGGUUUUGGAACUGGAAUGGCAUGGGGAAAUGUAGGUACACUUCAUCAGGGGUGUGUUGUUAAGCUGUUAGAUGCCACACAUUGGCACACUUUGGAAAUAAAAAAAACACUAGUUUUGAGCAUUAUGUUCCUGCUUGUAGAGCAAGUUUUAAUAUGAAGGCAUAUUGUCACGGGCUGCUCAACAUGCCCUGAGAGCUAUCCUGAUGUUUGGUUUACAAUUUGCACAUGCUUAAAAAAGUAUAUAAUGUAAUAUAUUGUUCUAUGUACACAUUUUAAAUAAAGUUUUGU
Molecule: messenger RNA, 9779 nt
Organism: Morone saxatilis (striped sea-bass)
Lineage: Eukaryota; Metazoa; Chordata; Actinopteri; Moronidae
Gene: cep192
Product: centrosomal protein 192
Biological process (GO): mitotic spindle assembly; protein localization to centrosome; centriole replication
Cellular component (GO): centriole; pericentriolar material; cytoplasm
Molecular function (GO): protein kinase binding
Source: RefSeq, a predicted model, not a curated record